Chara braunii is the source of this 2871-nucleotide messenger RNA. NCBI's taxonomy places the organism in Eukaryota, Viridiplantae, Streptophyta, Charophyceae, Charales, Characeae. The record is from the annotation of a GenBank genome assembly.
GAGAGACAGAUUGGCAAAAGUGCAUAACUUUUCCGAGUCCAUUUGGGGAAUGGAUGCCAAUCCAGGCAUUGGCGGAGAUCCCUACCGCCGUGGAUGUCAGAUUGAUGGUGAUACCGGUGGCAGAGAUUGGAACGUGUCCAAUCAUGGGGCGCUGACGUGGUCAAAGAGAAAGAAGAGUGGGGAGGGCGGCGGCGACGUGUUCGAGGUGGAUGGGUGGGACGUUACAGGAACGGAUACGGGUGAGAAGGUGGAGGAGAAGGAGGACUUUUGUGGAAUUGCGCAGGAGCAGGGAGGUGGAGCAAGCACGGAGGAGGAAGAGACGGAGAGUGAAGCGGUGAUGACCGUUGAUGAUGCGAUUAAUGCGAUUGGAUUUGGGCGGUUCCAAAUGGCGUUGUUUGUAUUUGCUGGGCUGGCAUGGAUGGGAGAGGCGACGGAAGCUACUAUCAUGUCUUUCGUUGGGCCAGCUGCUCAGAGUGAAUGGGGCCUUGCUGCCGGGGAGCAAGGUCUUCUAGCUACUGCUGUCUUCGCUGGCAUGAUGAUUGGAUCCUAUACCUGGGGGACUGUUGCCGAUGUGCUAGGGAGAAAGCGGACAUUGAUAGGGUCAGCAUCCCUCCUCCUCUUUGCUGCUGUCGUGUCCGCUUUGUCACCCUCAUACUGGUUUCUUGCAGGGAGUAGGGCCCUUGUAGGGGUAGGUCUAGCCGGUGGACCGGUCCUUUUCGCUCUUUUCAUGGAGUUCCUACCGACUGUAGAUCGAGGGUUUUGGCUUGUCGCUGUGGCGGGAUUCUGGACGGUUGGGUCGGUGUUAGUAGCCCUGCUGGCGUGGGCGGUAAUGCCAUCCUUAGGAUGGAGAUGGCUGCUCGCCUUCUCGGCCAUUCCGACGGGCAUGGUGUUAGGUCUCUCUCCUUUUGUUCCCGAGUCCCCAAGGUUCUUGAUCGGCAGGCCCGAGGGCUCUUCGCGGGCUUUGCAGAUACUGACGCGUAUAGCUCGGGUCAAUGGCAAGGAGCUCCCAAAUGGGUUGUCCUUGGUCCCUUCGAAAAACGCACCCCUCCAACAGAGUCACCAAAGCGAACCCUACGGGGAGGGGGGGAAGGCCGGGGAGGGCGGGGAGGGCGGGGAGGUCACUGGAGCGUCAACAAACAUGGUUCCCAAGGUUGUCAGAAGCAAGCAGAAAUUGCCAGGGACUGUCACUGACAGCUGCGAGCUUCGCAGAUCGGGCAGCGGCACCAGCUGUACUCAGAUUUCCAGCGAAACCAACGAAGGGUACUGUACUCCUGGCGUUGAAGAUAUGAUAGAGCAGGGGAGAGCUCAGCCUGUGUUGAACGCCCUCAGUCCUUUGCAGGCAACAGGGCAUCGACCGGAAAGGGGAGUGGGGACGAGAGUGAGGGAGCCGGAUGCCACUGGCAAGGCACCAGCGGACUCCACAUAUAUUAUGUCGAAGUCGUUUUCGGGGCAGACGGACACCUCCUCGACAGAGUUUGCGACGCACCCGAGAGCUACACCAUACUACGAUCAGGUAAUGGCACCAGCAUUGAAGGAAGAGGAAGAGCCAUUCGAUGACAAAUUGGGCUUGGAGGAACAAUUACUGCUGCAGCUGGAUUCCAAUGGAGGAGGAGAUGGAAAUGAGAGGGGGGUUGCCCAGGGCGCGAACAAGUGGACAUCAACGGUCGCCGUACUAUUCUCGUCAGGUGUUCGGCGGACAACACUCAUACUGUGGCCCAUUUUCUUCGCUAACGCAUUCACCUACUACGGUCUAAUUUUGAUCACUUCCCAGUUGGCUGGGAUUGGAGCACCAGCAGCAGAUGCAGUGCACUGCAAUGAGCCCGCAAAGCAUCAAUGGGCUGCGGGAAACCUUGACUUUCACUCCAGCAUCCAGAUUGCACCCCACCAAGGGCUAGGGGCCGUUCCUAAUGGUGCCGGGAUGCAACCAUUGUCGGGGAUUUAUGGAUUUGCAGAGUCUGCGACUGCUGCACCUGCUCUUCAUGGUGUUGACGCCAACAGUCGAGGCGAGCGGGGAAAAGAGUUGAUCCGCUGUGCGGCAUCCAUCCAACGGUCCUCGUUAUCGGACGAGCCAUCGGGGAACGGUGGUGAUCAGGGAUACCGUGAUGUAGUCAUUAGCAGCCUGGGAGAGCUUCCAGGGCUUCUGAUUGCUGCUGUUGCUGUCCGCACUGUGGGAAGAAAGCAGGUAAUGAUGUCCAUGUUUGCAGCUUCCACCUUCUCUCUUCUACCCUUGAUUGGGACAUCCGGCUCGCUGAGACCCAGCUUGGUGGCCCUUUACCUGUUCUUCGCCCGUGGUGCCAUCAUGGGUUGCUUCACAGUCGCUUACCUCUAUGCCCCGGAGGUUUACCCGAGCAGGGCUCGAACGACUGGCCUCAGCAUCGCUAAUGGCUUUGCGCGAAUAGGCGGUCUGGUUUGCCCGUUUGUUGCUGUUGAGCUUGUCCGGACUUGUCAUUUGCAGCUUGCCCUCAUUCUCCUUGCUGCGGUCCCUGGUCUUGCCGCAAUCGGCGUCUACUUUCUGCCAUUGGAGACGAAGGGACGAGCCAUAAAUUGACUAAGUAUGAUCAGAGUGAUGAUGCUGACCAUGCAUGACGAGGGGGAAACUCGAGGAGGAGGACGGAUGCAACUGCCCGUUGCCACUGUAAUUGCAGUUCAACUUACUGUGGGGAUUGCAGGUUUUUUCACCCUUUCCGUUUUGGGCUUGUUUGGAUUUAGGGUUUCCUGACUUUUACCUUCCUUUCUUCCAUGAAAGAAAGAGGAGAGACAGGAGACAGAGCCACUUUGAGAUGUACCUUUAAUUUUCUUGUGUUUGUACUAUGUAGUGCCAUGUGCAAGAUUGUACGCACACUGUUUGUGGAAUGAAUUUUUUCCCCAGUC